AUGCCCCAAAACACCCUCUACGUGACCGGGUUCACAAGAGAGACCAAGGCCGCAGACUUGGCGCCCGACUUCGAAAAAUAUGGAGAGCUCGUCAGAUUAGACAUUCCACCUCCAAGAAGCGUCGACGGCGAGAAGUUUGCUUUUGUCGAGUACAAAAACAGCGAGGACUGUGAAAAGGCACUAGAAAUCGACGGCAAGUCCUUCCCCUACGCCUUGAAAGAUGGACUCACCGUGCAGCUUGCUCGCUCCGAUCCCAUUUCUUCAAGAAGAGGCUUCAGAGGCGGGCUUGGAGGCAGGGGAGGCUACUCCGGAAGAGGCGCUGGAUAUAUGGGGAGAGGUGGAAGGGGUGGCUAUGGCUACCCUAGCCCGUAUGCUCCACCCAGAGGCGGAAGAGGAGGCUAUGGCUACCAGAACUAUGGCUACGAAAGAGGCGGUUACGGAAGCGGCGGAUAUGGCGGAGGUUAUCCUUCGUACCCCUCCCGUGGGGGCCAUGACGCAAGUUAUGGAAGUCGUGAGCCUGGUUAUGGAGGCCGUGAGCCUGGUUAUGGAGGCGGGGACCCGGCAUAUGGAGGCCGGGAUGCUUCUUACGGAUCUGCUUAUCCAGGGUACGGGGGCUACGCCCCUGCCCCAUACAGGGAUAGCUAUGGCUACCGUGGGUAUGACGACUAUAGAGCCCCCGGAGCUGACGAUCGUGACUAUGGAUACCUGUCGCGAGACAAAUAUCACAAUCCUGACCGAAGAAGAGGCGCUGAUAGAAACUACGACAGUUCCGACAGACACGCUUUGGAGGGUACUCACGAUUCGAGAGACUCUGACACUCGUGCAUUCCCAUCUAAUGAGCCCGAAGAAUAUGGCAGGGGCCGUUAUUCGAGAUCCAAUUCCCCCAAAAGAGACAAGUCCAGAUCCCGCUCCCCCAGCCGUUAA
This is a messenger RNA of Metschnikowia bicuspidata var. bicuspidata NRRL YB-4993, 924 nucleotides long. It is a transcript of the gene SLR1, whose product is annotated as Slr1p. Gene Ontology annotation, molecular function: RNA binding. Gene Ontology annotation, cellular component: cytoplasm; nucleoplasm; ASAP complex. Lineage: Eukaryota; Fungi; Ascomycota; Pichiomycetes; Serinales; Metschnikowiaceae. The record is from RefSeq and is a predicted model, not a curated record. Bases 1 to 924 code for a protein of 307 amino acids. The transcript is spliced from 2 exons. Gene Ontology annotation, biological process: mRNA splicing, via spliceosome.